Helobdella robusta is the source of this 468-nucleotide messenger RNA. RefSeq lists its product as hypothetical. NCBI's taxonomy places the organism in Eukaryota, Metazoa, Annelida, Clitellata, Rhynchobdellida, Glossiphoniidae. The record is from RefSeq and is a predicted model, not a curated record. Gene Ontology annotation, molecular function: GTPase activity; GTP binding. Gene Ontology annotation, cellular component: Golgi apparatus; endosome. The annotation marks the transcript as partial. The transcript has 3 exons.
CCUUUAAAACGUAAAAGAACUUAUAAGAUCAUUAUUCUUGGAGACUCAGCUGUUGGAAAAACAUGUCUCACCUCCAAAUUUUGUCAUGGCAAGUUUCCUGAAAACCCUGAAAGUACAGUUGGAUUGGAUUUCAGAGAAAAAAAUGUCCAAGUAGCCAAUGAAUGCAUUAAAAUUCAAAUAUGGGACACGGCUGGCCAGGAGAGGUUUCGAAAAAGCAUGGUGCCACAUUAUUAUCGAAAUGUACAUGCAGUUAUUUAUGUUUACGACAUCACUAGAAAAUCUACUUUUGAUAAUAUAAUUUCUUGGAUGGCCGAAUGUGAAUUGCAUAAUCCUGGAAAACAGAUUCCAGCCGUUCUUGUUGGUAACAAAAGAGACGUCCCUCCUCAUCUCAGAGAAGUUCACUCACAUGUUGCUAUGUCUUUUGCUAAAUUACAUGAAAUGGAAUUUUUUGAAACCUCACCGAAAGAU